CAGGACGCUUGUGUGAAUAUGGACGGUGAUGGGAUGUGCUCAGAAGCUGCAACGGAUUUUUCCAUGGGGAGUCUUUGCGGCGCUGCGGAGAGUCUUUCCGAUGUUAUUGGGCGGUUCUUCUCGCGCUGUGGUGCGGCGGAGCGUGUGGAGUUGCUGAAGCCGCUGUGCCGGCGGUGGGAAGUUCGUUCGGUUGGGCGGCCUCGCGGUAUGUCGGACGAGAACUACGGUGCGAUGCUGACAAAGUGCCUUGCCGCACGCAUUAAUGCCACACUUGACGAUGCCACAUCGGUGCCACGCUGCUGUAGUUUUCGUAGUUCGUGCGGUGGUGGCCGGUCGUUUAACUUUUCCUGGGAGGAUGGCGUGUCGCUGUGCGCAUCUGUCGCUGUCUCUUCUGGUAGGCGGCGCCCGGACGCGUCUGCGGGGGACUCGACGUUGUCGGACGCCACCCUUGUGGUGCCGAUGC
Messenger RNA from Trypanosoma grayi, 463 nucleotides. RefSeq lists its product as hypothetical. Lineage: Eukaryota; Euglenozoa; Kinetoplastea; Trypanosomatida; Trypanosomatidae. The transcript has a single exon. The record is from RefSeq and is a predicted model, not a curated record. The annotation marks the transcript as partial.